GUGACAGAAAAAAGUUUAAAGUUUCACGUGCGGCAUUGUGAUUUCUUCUGGUUACGUCAUACGUCACGCAACACCCGGAACUGUUAUGGUGGUGGUGUGGAGGAAAUUGCUUAGUGUAAAACUGCAGCCUGUCUGCUUCUUUUCUACAGCUGGUACACAUUGCAUGCCUUGUGAGACAAAACCUCGGUUUGUGGUCCUGUAUGGGUCCCAGAAGGGCCAAGCCCAGUCCAUUGCAGAGGGGAUUGCCGAAGAGGCUGAGGACCACGGGCUGGUUGCUGAGCUCAGCUGCUUAAACCAAGACGAGAAGUACAAUUUGGAGAAAGAGAUCGCCCCUGUUGUCUUUGUUGUCUCUACCACCGGUGAUGGGGAACCACCUGACAAUGCUCUCCAGUUUGUCAAGAGAAUCAAGAAGAUCCGAUCCCCCGACCACUAUAAACACCUUUCUUAUACACUUUUAGCUUUAGGAGACACAAAUUACGCAAAUUUUUGCAAUUGUGGGAAGACGAUUGAGCGUAGUCUACAAGCACUCGGAGCCAGACAGUUCUAUCCAUCUGGAUUUGCUGACGACGGUGUAGGGUUGGAGCUGGUUGUAGACCCGUGGCUUGAAGGACUUUGGAACGCCGUCAAAGAGGUUGCAUCAAAAAUGGCUUCUGAGAGAACUGCUCAGUCUGAAGAGAAUGUGAAAGAUUCAGCAAAAGAAUUUCAGGAUUUAACUGAACCUGAUGUGAAGAUAAGCUUGUUAAGCAUCACUGAUCAGCUGAGCCGGGAGACCGUUACAACUGACUUGCAUCAUCUGCCUUCAGCUCCAUCUACCUCUUCUACAUUAUCUGGCCAAAACUUAAGUUCUUCUUCAAGAAGGACUGAGUUUAUAUCCCAGAAUGAUGCUACGCAGACAACGGAUGAGGGAAUCCCCCAAAUUUCCUCUUCAUCUCCCCUGACGAACUCUGUGCCGCCACUUUCCGAGUCCUCUCUUAAUGUUCCCGUUCUGCCCCCUCCCUUCUUAGAUGUUACACUGGAGGAGGUGGAUGCUCCAGAGCAGAGUUCUGGGCCGCUAAAUAAAGAGACUGUUCAUGAGGUUCCCAUAUCUCGAGCAGUCCUUCUGAGCAGAGGAGAUUCUGUUAAGACAGCUCUCCUACUCGAGCUAGACAUUUCUACUUGCCCAACUUUGACCUACCAGCCAGGGGAUUCUCUGGAUGUUCUCUGCCCCAAUAGAGCUGAAGAGGUGGAUUACAUGCUUUGCAGGUUGGGCCUUAAAGACAAAAGGAACCAUCACGUCCACGUCGCUCUGAAAAAAGACACAAAGAAAAAAGGUGCUCAGGUGCCGCCACACAUCCCCCAAAAUGUUUCCCUCCUGUUCCUGUUCACGUGGUGUCUGGAGAUCAGAAGUGUUCCCAAGAAGGCAUUUUUGCGAGCGUUGGUGGAGCACGUGGUGGACAGUGCGCAGAAGAGGAGGCUGCAGGAACUUUGCAGUAAACAAGGUGCUGCAGACUACAACCAGUAUGUGCGAGAUGCCAGCCUCAGUGUUGUGGAGCUUCUCACAGCCUUCCCGUCCUGCUCCCCUCCUCUCAGCCUCCUGAUAGAGCAUUUGCCAAAACUGCAGCCCAGACCUUAUUCAGCGGCCAGCUCCUGCCUCAGACAUCCAGGAAAGCUGCAUUUUGUCUUCAGCGUGGUGGAGCUCCCAGCGUGUUUUGGGAGGCCUGCGGGGAGGCGAGGCUUGUGCACCGGCUGGCUGUUUGACCUCAUCAAUCCUGGCCUGGUUUUCCCCGGGAAGACCGAAUCCUCCAGCAGCCCGGCUCCACCUAAGAUCCAUGUGAGUUUGAGGCCCAGUUGCUCCUUCCGGCCUCCCUCUGAGCCGUCGGUUCCUUUUAUCAUGGUUGGACCCGGCACCGGAGUCGCUCCUUUCAUCGGCUUCCUACAGCAAAGAGAGCAGGAGAGGAAGAGGAACCCAGAGGCGGUGUUUGGGGAAACCUGGCUGUUCUUUGGUUGUCGCCACAGAAAUAGAGACUACCUGUUCAGAGAAGAACUGGAGGGCUUUGUAGCCAGCGGCACCCUGAGCCACCUCAAAGUGUGUUUCUCCAGAGACGGCGAGGAGGGCGAGGAGGUCGUUGCAUCAGCGGCAAAUCCUAAAUACGUCCAGCACAAUCUGCUGCUUCACAGGCAACAAGUCGCCAACAUCCUGCUCAGACAGAGCGGCUGUUUCUAUGUCUGCGGGGAUGCUAAGAACAUGGCUAAAGAUGUGAAUGAGACCCUGAUGGAGAUUAUUAAAACGGAGCUGCACGUGGACCAGCUGGAGGCCAUGAAGAAACUGGCAGAGCUACGAGAGAAGAAACGUUACCUGCAGGAUAUCUGGGCCUGAUAAAUGACGAGAUGAGGGCACUUUUAUCAUCUCCUGGGUUCUUAUAUUGACCAAAAAGAAAGAGAAGAGAAAAAAAAGGUGUUACAGAGAUGAAAUGACCCACGCUGACCCUUGGAUAUGGGGCUCGCUGCUCCUGCUUUGCCGUUGCUGUUUGAACAGAGCUGACCUUGGCUGGGACAGAAGGGCCGGAGACUGUUCCUGCAGCGUGAAAAGGCUUUUAGUGUCGACAGAACUCCUCCGUUUGUCCUUUCGGAGAAAAAGCCUUUCACAGGUGUCGGCCUUGGUGGAGGGAGUGUGCGCGCUUCAUAGAAACAGAACAUUGAAACACGUUUUUUUAUUGUUAUGUUAGUUUUAAGCAAAAACUCGACAGUUUUAUGUCUUUAAUUAAGUUUUAAAUAUUUCAUAAUUUUAUUAAAGAUUUAAAAGGAGCAAGCAAACAAGGAUGAAAAAUCCCACUUUUUGGGUUAUUACAAAACUUAAAAGAUUUGUCUGAUUUUAAAGUUAUACUUCCUGGUAAUGAACCGUCAACUUUAAAUAAAAGUUUUAUUCCAAUAGACAAUGUUUCUGCUGUUUCUAAGAAAAAAGACUGUCCUGGAUUACAUGAAAUUCAAGUGAUUUUUUUUUUUUAAUUUUUUAUGUAGAGAUGAUCUGAUUCUUCAAGGUGACCUUGGUCAAAAGAUGAAGGCACAUGGCUAAUUGAAAGCUUUUUGCAAUGUGCAGCAUCGCUCCCCGGAGAGAGUCAUCUCAGAAUAAAAUCUUCCAACUGCA
Molecule: messenger RNA, 3124 nt
Organism: Oryzias melastigma (Indian medaka)
Lineage: Eukaryota; Metazoa; Chordata; Actinopteri; Beloniformes; Adrianichthyidae
Gene: mtrr
Product: 5-methyltetrahydrofolate-homocysteine methyltransferase reductase
Exons: 15
Coding region: 86-2356 (756 amino acids)
Biological process (GO): homocysteine metabolic process
Cellular component (GO): cytosol
Molecular function (GO): [methionine synthase] reductase (NADPH) activity; flavin adenine dinucleotide binding; FMN binding
Source: RefSeq, a predicted model, not a curated record